AUGUUCGACUCCCCAUCAACGAUCCUCAAGCGUUCCACGUUGGUGUUUCUCGUAUUGCAGGAACGCCUCGGGGUUAGCCGCCACGAUCUGUGGGCCCUGGCCCGCAAUCGCUGCCUAAAUGUUGGCGAGACGACCGCCGCUCUGAUCGGCCAGUGCUUGGACUGGGUAGUGGCGAUGUCCAUUUGGCCCAUUUAUGCCCUACCAUCUUCUGUUCCAGGAUUUGACAACAUGCGAACAGCUUGGCUAACCCAAGUUCGUGCGGGUGUCCCCCUGGUCGAGACUGCUCUGAGCCUUACCCGCUCCGCUCGUGUCGAAGGGCACGAAGGCGUUGCUCUUGUUCAGGGUCAUUUCUACUGCCCUACUUAUCAGCAUAGCAGGGGCAAGGGCAAGAGUAAGGGGCAUCCUGUCCGUUCAGCACCCGAUACUAGAUCAGCCUCUCCUCGUCUCCCUAUCGUUCUGGUCCCCGUUGUUUCAAUUGUGGAGGGAAAGGGCAGUGCCCUUAGGGCACCUAUCCCGCGAUUGUCCAUCACCUCGGAAGGCUUAGCGACUUACAACGACAAAUAUCUGAUGACCAGUUGCAAUCAUGGGUCCGACGUUGGGGAUGUUGGGGAUGUUGGGAUCUGGAAAACGUACCCACAUCCCCAGGCGAGCCAAGAUGUAUCUAUCGGCCGUUCAAUGACGAGCAGUGUCUUGGUGACCCAAUAUACGGAAGGCACUCAAACAGUUCGGUUGCUAGUCUUGCCAAUCGAUAAGGGGCAGGGAAGCGAGCUGGAACAUAGAGAGGAUAUGGAGCCUGGAGAGGUGUUUCAGGUGGGCGACAAAGUUGCUUUUAAAAGAGACUCUUCGGCCACAGUACAUAGCUCUAAGAUCCAGAAGCGCAAGCUCCAUGGGGUGUAUCUAGUGAUCAAGGUGUUGGUCCCAACCAGUUACCGGUUACUAGUCACCGUUACCUGGUUACCUGAGGUAACCAGGCACAAGGCACAGGCAAAAGGUAACCUGUGGUAA
Molecule: messenger RNA, 1005 nt
Organism: Perkinsus marinus ATCC 50983
Lineage: Eukaryota; Perkinsozoa; Perkinsida; Perkinsidae
Exons: 7
Coding region: 1-1005 (334 amino acids)
Source: RefSeq, a predicted model, not a curated record